CACAGUUGAAGAAACCGCUCUCGGGCUGGACGAAGGCGGAGCAGCAGCUCAGACUGGGCCAACAGAAGAGCCUUACAAUGCCUGGAGCAGUCCGAGGACAGCCCCCGGCGCGAGGCACUCUGGGACUUGUAGUUCGCUUUCCCAGACAGCGCUUUUUCCCACUUGGUCUCCCCGCCUUUCAAUGUCGCUUUUAUUCUUCCCUUUACCUCCCAGCCCGCCGACUUCCUGGUCGUCGCACGUCCUCACGUAUGACUACACUACCCAGAAGUCUCCUCUUCACGUCCCAGCGCGGGCGGGCGCCGGCGGCUCCUCUUGACUACAGGUUCCAGAAGUCCUCUGCAGAAGUGCUUCCCUCUCUCAUUUCCAGGACCACAAUUCCCAGAGACUUCGGCUUCACGACGUUUCUCUUUUUGCCCGAUCUCUCCCGGAGCUGGCUGGGCUUCGGCCGGCCAGAGGCCCACAGCGACGACGUGAUCCGUCGUGAGCGGGUCCCAGGGUUUCCUCGGCGGCCCUUUUUUCUCUCCCCUCGGUCGUCCCCCUUGCAGGCUGUCGCGGCUGGCCUGAGCGGUGACCUGGCGGGUCGCGCCUGCGCUCUGCCCUGUUUCCUGCCUGGCUGGUGGCGGCGGCCAUUUUGUUCAUCCUCCUCCUCCUCCUGCUCCUCCUGGUUGGAGCGCAGUGUCCGGAGCGGGCUGGGGGGAGAGAGCCCGAGAGCAGGGUUCGGUGCCUUUUCCUCUGUCCCCAGCCGGUGCCCAGAGCCCCCCUCCCCUUCCUCCCCACCCCCCCCCUCCCCAACCCUGCCCUCCCCCUUGUCCCGGGAUCGCUCCGUCGCACCCACCAUGAUGGAAGACGACGGGCAGCCCCGGACUCUACACACACAAGCUAAGACAUAUGGUUCUAUCUUCAGAAAACAAUAUGGUGUUUAGAGCCUAGAUACGUAGGUAACCUUUCCAGAGAUGUGACAGAAGUCCUUAUACUUCAGUUGUUCAGUCAGAUUGGACCCUGUAAAAGCUGUAAAAUGAUAACAGAGCAACCCGAUAGCAGAAGGGUCAACUCUUCUGUUGGAUUUUCUGUUUUGCAGCAUACAAGCAAUGACCCAUAUUGCUUUGUGGAAUUUUAUGAACACAGAGAUGCAGCUGCUGCAUUAGCUGCUAUGAAUGGGAGAAAAAUUUUGGGAAAGGAGGUCAAAGUAAACUGGGCAACCACACCAAGUAGCCAGAAAAAAGAUACUUCCAAUCACUUCCAUGUGUUUGUUGGGGAUUUGAGUCCAGAAAUUACAACAGAAGAUAUCAAAUCAGCAUUUGCCCCUUUUGGUAAAAUAUCGGAUGCCCGGGUAGUUAAAGACAUGGCAACUGGAAAAUCCAAAGGCUAUGGUUUUGUAUCUUUUUAUAACAAACUGGAUGCAGAAAAUGCGAUUGUGCAUAUGGGCGGUCAGUGGUUGGGUGGUCGUCAAAUCCGAACCAAUUGGGCCACACGUAAACCACCUGCACCUAAAAGCACACAAGAAAACAACACUAAGCAGUUGAGAUUUGAAGAUGUAGUAAACCAGUCAAGUCCAAAAAAUUGUACUGUGUACUGUGGAGGAAUUGCGUCUGGGUUAACAGAUCAGCUUAUGAGACAGACAUUCUCACCAUUUGGACAAAUUAUGGAAAUAAGAGUUUUCCCAGAAAAGGGCUAUUCAUUUGUCAGAUUUUCAACCCAUGAAAGUGCAGCCCAUGCCAUUGUUUCGGUGAACGGUACUACGAUUGAAGGACAUGUGGUUAAAUGCUAUUGGGGUAAAGAAUCUCCUGAUAUGACUAAAAACUUCCAACAGGUUGACUAUAGUCAGUGGGGCCAAUGGAGCCAAGUGUAUGGAAACCCACAACAGUAUGGACAGUAUAUGGCAAAUGGGUGGCAAGUACCGCCUUAUGGAGUAUACGGGCAACCAUGGAAUCAACAAGGAUUUGGAGUAGAUCAAUCACCUUCUGCUGCUUGGAUGGGUGGAUUUGGUGCUCAGCCUCCCCAAGGACAAGCUCCUCCCCCUGUAAUACCUCCUCCUAACCAAGCCGGAUAUGGUAUGGCAAGUUACCAAACACAGUGAGCCGGGACUCUAAAAAAAAUUGUAAUUCAUGAUAGGCUUCGAUUUCCUGUGACACUCUGAAGACAUGAAAGUAGACAUCGGAAAAUGAAAAUAUUUAUUUUAAAAAUUGAAAUGUUUGGAACCUUUAGCACAGAUUUGCUUUGGUGAAGGACACAUGUCUUCUAGUUCUGCCUUUUUAAGUUUUUGUUCAUGAUGGAUAUGAACAUGAUUUUUCUUUGUGUACAAAAACUAAAAUAAAGUCAAUAAAGACAA
Molecule: messenger RNA, 2329 nt
Organism: Pan troglodytes (chimpanzee)
Lineage: Eukaryota; Metazoa; Chordata; Mammalia; Primates; Hominidae
Gene: TIAL1
Product: TIA1 cytotoxic granule associated RNA binding protein like 1
Exons: 13
Coding region: 1016-2077 (353 amino acids)
Molecular function (GO): RNA binding; DNA binding
Source: RefSeq, a predicted model, not a curated record